Molecule: messenger RNA, 2240 nt
Organism: Anolis sagrei ordinatus
Lineage: Eukaryota; Metazoa; Chordata; Lepidosauria; Squamata; Anolidae
Source: RefSeq, a predicted model, not a curated record
CGCAGUCGGUCUCCGGGAGGCCUUUACUGCCAGGAAACAAAAUGGAGCGCGUCGACAGCAGCGGCGAAGGGUGCUCUCCUCAGGGAACGAGGCCUACUUCGCCUUCGUCGCCGUGACCGGAGCCAGGAAGGAACACGCGUGGAAAUUAGGCCGAAGAAGGAGAAGAAGGAGAAGAAGAAGAAGGCCCGAAGCCAGGAAAGGAGGAGGAGGAGGAGGAGGAGGAGGAGGAGGAGGGAGCGUCAUGGGGAGCUGGAGCCCGACAUGAAUGGGGUGGCUUGGUGGCCCUCGCCUCCUCCCACGAUGCUACAUGACUAGGCACAGGGCGCCACCACCACCGCGGGCGUUGUGGCCAUGGAAAACGACAAGCGCAACAUCCAGAUCAUUGAGUGGGAGCACCUGGACAAGCGCAAGUUCUACCUACUGGGCGUCUGCAUGACCAUGAUGAUCCGGGUCAGCGUCUACCCCUUCACCCUCAUCCGCACACGCCUCCAGGUGCAGAAGGGCAAGAGCCUGUACCAGGGCACCUUUGACGCCUUUGGGAAGAUCCUGCGCGCGGAGGGCCCGGCGGGGCUGUACCGGGGCUUCCUGGUGAACACGCUGACGCUGGUGUCGGGCCAGUGCUACGUGACCACCUACGAGCUGACGCGGGGCUACGUCUCCCGCUACUCCAGCAGCAACACCCUCAAGUCCCUCCUGGCCGGCGGGUCGGCCUCCCUGGUGGCCCAGAGCAUCACCGUCCCCAUCGACGUGGUCUCCCAGCACCUCAUGAUGCAGCAGCGCCAGGGGCAGAGCAUGGGCCGCUUCCGGGUCACCACCACCGAGCAGGCCCCGCCCCCCGGCCGGCCCCGCCCUCCGCCCCCCCGCCUCUUCUGGGGCCAGACCCGAGACAUUGUGGCCCAGAUCUUCCGGGCCGACGGCGUGCGGGGCUUCUACCGCGGAUACGUGGCCUCCCUCCUCACCUACAUCCCCAACAGCGCCGUCUGGUGGCCCUUCUACCACUUCUACGCCGCUGGCCAACCUGACCCCGAAGGACUGUCCGCACCUGCUGCUGCAGGCCAUCUCGGGCCCGCUGGCCGCCGCCACCGCCUCCACCCUCACCAACCCCAUGGACGUCAUCCGGGCCAGAGUCCAGGUGGAGGGCAAGAGCUCCAUCCGCCUGACCUUCCGCCAGCUGAUGGCCGAGGAGGGCCCCUGGGGGCUGACCAAGGGCCUCUCGGCCCGCAUCAUCUCGGCCACGCCUUCCACCAUCGUCAUCGUGGUCGGGUACGAGACCCUCAAGAAGCUCAGCCUGCGGCCCGAGCUGGUCGACUCCCGGCACUGGUAGCACACACUGGGAAGCACUGGGCGGCACUGGGGAGCGGGCGGACGACCAUCAGAGACGCGAGAGAGAAAGAUGGUCACAAAAGGCAGAGAAGGAGGAGGAGACUCUAACGGCGUCCUUUUGCAGACAGAACAAAAUAACCUCCGCUCUUGCGAUUCCGGUCUUUUUUCUUCUCAAAUGGAGACGGGAUUCCCGCAAAAGGAAGCCUUUUCUUCCGCAAAUGGUUCUCUUGCGUUUCCCUCGCAAUACGUCGCGUCUUCGAACUCGCCGGAAAAGCCGUGGAUUUACAAAACGAGCCGCAAAAUGGGAACGGUUCCACGACUUUGACAUUUUUGGGGAGAUGACAUGCGUCGAGAGACCUCUUUCCUCCUCUUUGGAUACAAAAUAUGGACCCCGCUGUCGGACCCCAAUAUGGACCCCCCAUUGGGGACCCCCCAAUAUGGACCCCCCCCCCGCCAAUAUGUUUCCUUUCUUUCUGAGGUGUCAAAAAGGGUAGAAAUUGAUCUUUUUUUUUCUUCGUCUUUUGUGUGAUUGUCGUAUCUUUUCCGAGGGGAGACGCUCCCCUUCCGUUCUGUGGCCUUUGCACAUGGGGAGAAAGGGAAACCCCGUGGCUCCUGCUCUUCCCGUCUCGCUCCUUCCCGUCUUCACUUUUGGGGGUUCUUUUAGGCGUGGGCCAAGAUGGCCGCCGUCACAGUUUUCGGAGGUGUUCAGUGGAGACACAGCACAUCUUUUGUAUUACGGGAGAGGCAUCACAAGCAGGGAAGGGCCUCUUCCUGACUCCUUUUCAGCUGGAGAAGAGGACUGGUUUGAACUGGGACGGACUGGGAUGGGAGAGAGACAUUGGAAGGAUGCUCUAUGUCGCACUUGGGGGUUUCUUUCCUUUCUCUGAAGACAUAUUAUAAUUAUUUGUGUGCCAUAA